Molecule: messenger RNA, 1856 nt
Organism: Ilex paraguariensis (yerba mate)
Lineage: Eukaryota; Viridiplantae; Streptophyta; Magnoliopsida; Aquifoliales; Aquifoliaceae
Source: the annotation of a GenBank genome assembly
GCUUUGGCCGCUCCAUUUCAUACAACCCAACCAUCAUACCCGGGUCGGAUUUAAACCUACUGUAAAUAUCCCGAACCCUGAUAAUCGCCAUUUUCUUCUUUUUCUGCCCCUCUCUGCUCAGUCUUCAUCAGCUCCUGCUUCUGAACUGCCCACUUACCAGAAACUCAAGCUCAAGCUCUCUCUCUCUCUCCAGAAUGAACUGUUCAAUUUCCGGCGAGGUGCCGGAAGAUCCGGUGGUUUCGAAGAAGUCCGGACUUCUCUAUGAGAGAAGAUUAAUCGAGAGACUCAUAUCGGACUAUGGAAAAUGUCCGGUUACUGGGGAGUCACUGGAAAUGGACGAUCUUAUUCCAAUAAAAACUGGCAAGAUAGUGAAGCCAAGACCAGUACAAGCUGCAAGCAUUCCUGGGAUGCUUGGCAUGUUCCAGAUUGAAUGGGAUGGCUUGAUGCUAUCAAAUUUUGCGUUGGAGCAACAAUUACAUACAGCAAGGCAAGAGCUAAGUCAUGCCCUAUACCAGCAUGAUGCUGCUUGCCGUGUAAUUGCAAGACUGAAAAAAGAAAGGGAUGAAGCAAGGGCAUUAUUGGCACAGGCAGAAAGACAGAUACCCAUGGCAGCAUCAACAGCGACCACUGCUAAUGUUUCCGCUUUAAGCAAUGGGAAAAGAGGUUCUUGCUGCUUUUGCUUCAAGGCACAAUUUAUUUUGCUUGCUACUAUGUGUGGUGGUUCAUUUGUGGUAUUUUCUGUAAUUAAAGCUGCUGAGGAUGAUGAGAUGGGCCCUGGUGGAAAGAAAAUCCGUCCAGGAAUCUCAGCUAAUAUCAUUGCAGAGCUUACUGACUGUAAUGCUGCACUUUCACAGCAACGGAAAAAGCGGCAGAUCCCUCCAACUCUAGCUCCUGUUGAAGCUGUGGAGAGGUAUACCCAGCUCAGUAGUUAUCCUCUUCACAAAACCAACAAACCUGGCAUAUUAUCUAUGGAUAUUUAUCACUCCAAGGAUAUCAUUGCUACUGGUGGGAUUGAUACAAAUGCUGUCGUCUUUGAUCGACCUUCUGGACAGAUCUUAUCUACUCUCAGUGGUCAUUCAAAGAAGGUUACCAGCGUCAAAUUUGCAGCUCAGGGCGAAUUAGUCGUUACUGGUUCUGCUGAUAAGACGGUUCGUAUAUGGCAAGACUCUGAAAAUGGGAACUAUGAUUGUAGGCAAAUCUUGAAGGAUCAUACUGCAGAGGUGCAAGCUGUCACCAUCCAUGCCACUAAUAACUACUUUGUGACUGCUUCUCUUGAUGCCACAUGGUGCUUCUAUGAGCUUUCUUCCGGGUUAUGCCUCACUCAGGUUGCUGAUGCUUCAGGAUCUGAGGGCUAUACAUCUGCAGCUUUUCAUCCUGAUGGUCUCAUCCUUGGAACAGGCACCUCUGGGGCUCUUGUUAAAAUUUGGGAUGUGAAAAGUCAGGCAAGCGUUGCAAGAUUUGAUGGGCACAUUGGGGCAGUCAAUGCCAUAUCUUUUUCAGAAAAUGGUUACUUCCUAGCAACUGCUGCUCAAGAUGGUGUCAAGUUGUGGGAUCUACGUAAAUUGAGGAAUUUCAGGAGCUUUACGCCAUAUGAUGAGGAUACACCCACACAAGCAGUGGAAUUUGACCACAGUGGAAGUUACCUUGCAACCGGUGGCUCAGACAUAAGAGUGUAUCAAGUUGCCAAUGUAAAGUCUGAAUGGAAUUGUAUCAAAACCUUCCCUGAUUUGUCUGGCACAGGUAAAGCGACUUGUAUAAAAUUUGGCCCAGAUGCAAAAUACCUAGCAGUUGGAUCAAUGGACCGUAACCUCCGAAUAUUUGGCCCGCCUGGGGAGGACGGUCCAAUGGAGUCUUAA